Messenger RNA from Xiphias gladius (swordfish), 1998 nucleotides. RefSeq names its product protein tyrosine phosphatase non-receptor type 2b (gene ptpn2b). The record is from RefSeq and is a predicted model, not a curated record. The coding region runs from base 153 to 1337 and encodes 394 amino acids. Lineage: Eukaryota; Metazoa; Chordata; Actinopteri; Istiophoriformes; Xiphiidae. Gene Ontology annotation, molecular function: protein tyrosine phosphatase activity. The transcript is spliced from 10 exons. Gene Ontology annotation, biological process: protein dephosphorylation.
UAACGAGCGAACGCGUAGCCACAGCUCGCUAGCGCAAGGAAGUGGUAGCUCUUUUACUAAAAGCUUCUCUAGGCUGAAUAAAGUAAUGAGGUAGAUAGUCCGACUGAUUUUACUAACCUUGUUUGGAACAGACUGGCAUUUCCACAGUGAAAAUGGACCAGGAGUUUGAAGACAUAGAUUCAGAGGGCCGGUGGCAAAAACUGUACUUAGAAAUCAGGAACCAGUCCCACGAGUGCUCCUACAAGGUGGCAAAGUAUCCAGAAAAUCGCAACCGAAACAGAUACAGAGAUGUCAGUCCAUUUGAUCACAGUCGGGUAAGGUUGGAGAACACAGAGAAUGACUACAUCAACGCAAGUCUGGUACAGAUAGAGGAAGCCCAGAGAAGUUACAUAUUGACUCAGGGCCCUCUCAGAAAUACCUGUGGUCACUUUUGGCUGAUGAUCUGGGAGCAGAAGACCAAGGCGGUCAUCAUGCUCAACAGGGUCAUAGAGAAAGGCUCAGAAAAGUGUGCCCAGUACUGGCCCACAUCUGAGGAGAGGGAGAUGGCCUUCAGAGACACACGUUUCUUGGUCACGCUGUUGUCAGAAGACACCAAGUCUUACUACACCACCAGAAUUUUGGAGCUGCAGAACAUUAAUACAGGGGAGAAAAGAGAGAUCUACCACUUUCAUUACACCACAUGGCCUGAUUUCGGUGUCCCAGAGUCCCCGGCAUCCUUCCUAAACUUCCUUUUCAAGGUGCGGGAGUCGAGAGCGCUGGGUGUCGACCAUGGGCCUGCUGUGGUUCACUGCAGUGCUGGAAUCGGGCGCUCAGGGACAUUUUCAUUAGUCGACACAUGUCUGGUCCUGAUGGACAAGAGGAAAGACCCGUCAUCAGUGGACAUCAAAAACAUCCUGCUGGACAUGAGGAAGUACCGCAUGGGCCUGAUCCAGACCCCUGACCAGCUACGCUUCUCCUACAUGGCUGUCCUUGAAGGAACCAAAUACUUUAUGGGAGACUCCUCUGUACAGAACCGGUGGCGGGAGUUGUCAAGGGAAGAUCAGGAACCAACAUCAGAGUCUCGCCCCUCAACUCAGCCUCAGGCCAGGUUUCCGACGGAGCGAUACAACGGCAGCCAACGGGGGGGCCAGCUGGAGGAAGGAGAGGACUACAGGCAAGACGGCAAAGUACCCGCACAGUCUCCCUGCAAGGAACAGGAGCUGGAUGGCAGCACAACACACAAGCGACGCAGAGAAGACAGUAUCUCGAAAUCAGGCACAGCCAAGACACCCCAAAGCAAGCCCAGGACAAAUGACUCAGAGAGGAAGAGAAAAAGGGUGAAAACCAGUGACAGCUAACCACCUACACCCGUGGCGACAUGACUACAGCUCUGGCAGCAAAGCCAACAUCGGCAGGGAACUCCACCUCUCUCCUCUGAAGGAGCUCUGUCCCCUUCCCCACCUCCGCUUCAACAGCCAGCUUACCUCUCUCUCCUUUUUGUGUCCCAGCCCAACAGCAUUAUUCAGCCACUGCAUUCCCCCCUAAUACACACACCUCUAGCAACACGUCCCCCCCCCCCCACACACACACACACACACACACACAAACAGCUUUUUCAUACCUCCUCUUCCUCUCCUACUUGUUUACAGCAGACACUUUGACAUUCUUUGAGGAGCGCACAUUUAAAAAGACAAACACACCAGCCCUUUACCCCUCCCCAGCCCAACCUCAACCACCACCUACGCUGCUCCUGGAGUCAGAAAAUCAGUUUUUUGCUUUAAUAUUAUUUACAGCUUUGUCUUUCUAUUAUGCUUCUUUGCAUUUAUGAAAUUACGAUUGAAAACAGGGCUAUGCAUUGCCAAUUUGUAAUGGUGUUCAUAUGUGUAUUUUUAGAAAACCUUUUUUCAGAGACAAAAAUGAAAAUGUUUUAUUUUUUUAUAAAAGAUUACUUGAAUUUUUUCACAGUGAUGGGGGUUGGUUAAAUGAAAAGCUGUGCCUCCUCCCACAUGAGAAAGUCAG